AUUAGAUAUAUAAAAUAUUGGUUACUUAAUUGAUUCGAAUGUGAACUUGAUACAUGAGACAUAUAAAAUUUCUCAAUUAUCAUGAUAUAAAUUGUAGCAGUAGAAUAGAUUUGUAUGCCAAAUCGGGUUCUCUCCACAACAGGUGGCUUAAAAUUAAAAGAGAAACAAACGUAAGUGAUAUUUAUACACUGCCAUAUGGAGGAGUACGUGUUGAACACCCAAUACUUCCACCGCAAAAGAAGUUCCAAACUCCAAAGGGAAGCAACCAGCUUACACUCUCUUACAUCCCAUUCGCCCAAAAAAUCUCAAUUUGAAGGGGGAAAAAAAAAUCCAAAAUGGAUAAUGUCAAAAGAGUGGUUAUAAUCGUAGCAUUUCUUGUUUGGUUUACAGUUGCAGAUCCUGAAAAUGCAAAAGAACCCUCAAAAUCACCAACCCAAUAUUGGGAAAAGAUCAAAUCCACCAUUUACCAGCUUCAGAUCAAGUUCUUCCCACCAGAUUUAGAUUUCAGGAGUAUAUUUGCGCCGAGUGAUAAGGGAAUUAACGACGAUGGCCAAAACAGUGCCGGAGCGGCCGUGAAAGAGGCGGCGGAGAAGAGUUUUCAGGCUAGCAAGAAGACGGUGGAGGAAACGGCUAAAUCAGCCGCCGAGGCGGUGGGGGAGGCGGCUCAUGUCACGGCGGAGAAGGUGAAGGAGAAAAUACAUGAUGUAGGGCACCAUCAUGAUCACCGUAAAUCUUCAGAGCUUUGAAUGAUCUAAUCAAUUCAUGCGAUGUAAGUAAUGUAAUGUCCGCGCGGGGACAAAAAAUAUGCAUUGUACUCCAUCCGUCCUUAAUUUUGGGCAUUUUGAUUUUGUCCUUGGAUUCACCUUUAAAAUCUUAAAAAUAAAUUUUCACUUUCGUUGUAUUCUCUUGAUUGUGAUGGUAUAUUUUUAAGUUUUUUGUCAAUUAAAAAUAAAUAUUAGAGUAAAUUUAAGAGUUAGGACAAAUCAAAAUGUUUUAUAUUAAAGAU
Messenger RNA from Oldenlandia corymbosa var. corymbosa, 1006 nucleotides. NCBI's taxonomy places the organism in Eukaryota, Viridiplantae, Streptophyta, Magnoliopsida, Gentianales, Rubiaceae. The record is from the annotation of a GenBank genome assembly.